AUGGGAUUUUUGACGUUCACAUCUGUAACUUGGAUUGCACUAGCUAACGCUAAGCCUGAAGCUGGCUAUAGUCGAGACUCCAUAACCAUGAUUGUUGCACCAGUUGGUGUUGGUAUAAUUGGUGCUGUUGCUUAUCAUUUUCUGUGGACAAUUGCCAUGUAUCUCACUGGAGCCUUCAGUGGGUUCAUUUUUGCUGUCUUCAUUUGUUGUUGGCGAAGCGACCUGCUUAUAGUAAAUCUUAUAGGUCGAUAUGCUUUCUUGGGUGGUAUGGCAUUGCUCUUCGCCAUUGCUCUCUAUUUCGCACAUCGCCCUAUCAUGCUUUUUGCGACGUCAUUCGUAGGUGCUUAUGCUGUCAUGUUUGGUAUUGAUUGUCUAGCCAGAGUCGGGUUUAUUGCAGGCCCUGAAGCUUUGUUAAAUCGUAAUCCUCGGCAUAUAAUAGAAUAUCGAGUAGGCACCUUUGUUUACGUGCUAUUAGCUAUGGUGCUGGUAUUAUUCUUGUUAUCGUUUAUAUGGCAGUUUUUGUUUAACGCUGCAUAUGAAUUCGGUCUUCAUGUUGCCGCUGCUGUGAAAGGCAAGCAGGCCCAUGAAGAGUUUCAUGAACAUCAAUCUAGAGAACCACAUCACGACGAUCCACCUGCUGCUGCUUCUGUUGCUGCAGUUAAUGAUGACCAUCAUUCCCAUCAUACUCACACAUGA
Messenger RNA from Mycotypha africana, 696 nucleotides. RefSeq lists its product as uncharacterized. The transcript has 3 exons. Bases 1 to 696 code for a protein of 231 amino acids. The record is from RefSeq and is a predicted model, not a curated record. NCBI's taxonomy places the organism in Eukaryota, Fungi, Mucoromycota, Mucoromycetes, Mucorales, Mycotyphaceae.